UUUAGUUGGUGGGCAGCUGCCACAGGCAACGCACGCGUCGCAUUCCACAAAACUAGAAACCGUUUCGGAUUUUUGUACGUCGCGCGAAAAACUCUAACAAGUUUUUCAAAUAGUUAUUUUGCAAGAAUUUACACAACAAGAAUUUAGACAACACACACACACUAAAGAUGCCGGAGGAAGUGCCUGCCAAGGGCAGCGUCUUGGGCAAACUCGUGCCCGCACGCUAUGUGCUCGCUAUAUUGGGAUCCAUAGGCAUGGCCAUUGUGUAUGGCCUGAAGGUGAAUCUGAGUGUCGCCAUGGUUGCCAUGGUGAACCACACGGCCAUCCACAAGGCGGAUGAUCAUCAGAACGAUACCGCUGCGUGCUCUCCACCAGGCGAUGCCACCAACAACACUGCCAAGGUUGAGGAUGGUCCUUUUGCUUGGAGUGAACCACUGCAGGGCACCCUGUUGAGCUGUUACUUCUGGGGCUAUUUGGUCUCACAGAUUCCGCUCGCUCACGUUGCCGAGAACUUCUCGGCCAAGUGGGUCAUGUUGUUCUCGGUGGCCAUCAAUGUGCUGUGCACCCUGCUGACUCCUGUCUUUACCGAGCUCCAUUAUGGUGGCCUGAUUGUGAUGCGUGUGCUUGAGGGCGUCGGAGGCGGAGCCUCAUUCCCGGCUAUGCAUGUGAUGAUUGCCUCGUGGGCACCGCCCAGCGAGCGUAUGGUCAUGUCUACAAUCAUCUAUGUGGGCACCUCGGCUGGCACUGCGCUCUCCAUUCUCAUGUCUGGCAUGUUGUCCGCCGCUUGGGGCUGGAGGUCCAUAUUCUAUGUAAUGGGCGUUUUGAGUUGCAUUUGGAUGGCCUUGUGGAUAAUCCUCGUUCAGGAUAACCCCAACAAGCAGCGUUUCAUUAGUCCUGAGGAGCGUCAUAUGAUUACCAGCUCGUUGGGCACCGAGACCAAGGUCGAACAUCAUCCAAAGGUGCCAUGGGGCCAGGUCUUCAAAUCUGUUCCGUUCUGGGCUAUUCUUAUUGCUCACACAUGCAACAACUUUGGCUGGUACAUGUUCCUCAUCGAGAUUCCGUUCUACAUGAAGCAAGUGCUCAAGUUCAAUGUGGCCAGCAAUGCUGCACUCUCCGCUCUGCCCUACUUCCCCAUGAUCAUCUUCAGCAUAUUCCUUGGCAAGCUGUUGGACACGCUGCAGUCGAAGGGCAAAAUCAGCACAACUGUAGCUAGAAAGACCGCCACCUCGAUCUGCACCGUUAUUCCUGGCAUCUGUUUGCUGAUCCUAUGCUACAUCGGUUGUCUCCACUACGAAGCUGUCUCGGUCAUGUCCGUGGGCAUUGUGGCCAUGGGCGCCAUGUUCUCUGGCUUCCUCUCCAAUCACAUUGAUAUCGCGCCCAAUUUCGCUGGCACUUUGGUGGCAUUGACCAACACAGCAGCCACUUUACCCGGCAUCAUUGUGCCCCUCUUCGUUGGCUUUGUGACACACGGCAACCAAAACAUUGGCGCUUGGCGCAUCAUCUUUGGCACCACAAUUGCUCUGUUCACUCUGGAGUUCUUCGUCUUUGUCAUAUUUGGCUCUGGAGCUGAACAAUCGUGGAAUCGGUCUGGUGCCCAGCAGCAAAUUGAAGUCAAGGAUGAAAAGACACCGCUGAAGGAGACUCCUCCAUCGAAGGCAUAAAAUUAGUAAUCUCGUUGCACGAACAAAACAAAAAACCAACAAACAAAAGUAAACAAAUGCAGAAUCAAUUGAUUUGUAGAGCCAAGCACAAAGAAAAAGAGAUAAAAAGAUAAUGAUCAAUUCUGUUGCACUGUCGCACUGGACUGUAAAUACCAAUACCAAUUAUAGUUUUUAGUUCUCUCUAUUUACUAAGUAUACUCGUAACUGUGCGUCUAUGGACAACCACCCCACUUUAUUAUACAACCCAAAACCGAAUCCUUCAUCGCUUAACUGCCUCAUGUACUUAACCUACCGACAAAAAUCUACUCAAGAAAAUUAUCCGCCUACAGACAAACAAAUAAAACGAUAUAGUAG
Molecule: messenger RNA, 2015 nt
Organism: Drosophila albomicans
Lineage: Eukaryota; Metazoa; Arthropoda; Insecta; Diptera; Drosophilidae
Gene: MFS3
Product: sialin
Exons: 5
Coding region: 168-1661 (497 amino acids)
Biological process (GO): monoatomic anion transport; transmembrane transport
Molecular function (GO): transmembrane transporter activity
Source: RefSeq, a predicted model, not a curated record